This is a messenger RNA of Suillus bovinus, 1998 nucleotides long. RefSeq lists its product as uncharacterized. The transcript is spliced from 13 exons. The annotation marks the transcript as partial. NCBI's taxonomy places the organism in Eukaryota, Fungi, Basidiomycota, Agaricomycetes, Boletales, Suillaceae. Gene Ontology annotation, biological process: DNA-templated transcription. Gene Ontology annotation, molecular function: DNA binding; zinc ion binding. The record is from RefSeq and is a predicted model, not a curated record.
GUUCCAUGCGAGACUUGCGUAAAACGUGGUUGUGACUCAAUAUGUCCUAGUGGAUCUUUGACAACGGGAAAGGGCAAUCGCCUUGUGCUCACAAAUACAGAGGAGUUGCACAACAAAAUCGAAGUAAUGUCAGCGCGGAUACGUGAACUUGAGGAGACGCUCCGCCAAAUGCACUCCAAAUCAUCCGAUUCACCGCACCCACUGCUUUCAGACACCACUAGUGUCCUUUCAAAUGAUAGUCCAGGAUCUAGCUCAAGCACCAACUUUCCUGAACAACAGCCCCAAAUUUCGAAUAAGGCUGAUGCUGAUUCUGUCAUAGAUGCAUUCGGCACGCUCACCAUUGGCACUCGUGGAGAAACCACUUUCAUGGGCGGCACCGCCCGUUCAGAACCACCUCUGAAACAACCAAAGCCUCCUUUUUCUGAAACCUUUCCCCGACUUUCGAAACAGAUCCUCGAUACUUGGUUACCUGGUUCUGACUGUACCCUGUCUGACAAUGGCCUUUGGAAACCUGUUUUUUCAUAUCUGCCCCCAUUAUCAGAGGCGAUCCGCCUUAGUGAGAUUUACCUUGAAUGGGGUGAAGUCUUGUGGACUCCCCUGACACGAUCGGACCUUUUCGAUAAUAUCCUUGGAAGUGUUUAUCGUGCGAGAUCAUACUUGUUCAUUGGGUUAGCUGUAAAGCUUGGCUACAGGGUUCAUCUUUCUGGUGCUAGGUGGAAGCUUAAUGACGCUGUUAUUCAAAAACGCAGUUCCGUCUUUUGGCAGAUGUUCAUGCUGGACACCUGGAUUAGUUUCUAUUCCGGCCGCCCACCGAAUGUCUCCCCUGAUUGGAUCGACACUCCUUACCCAAAUGAUGAUUUCGCGGUAGUUAAUGAUAAAGGGGAAAAGGAGAUGAGUGGGCACAUGUGGUCGUGGCAAUUUUCGCGGCUCCUGCACCACGUAAUGGUUAAUGCGUUUGGAGCCAAGACACCUACCUACAGCACUAUCCUCGAACUCGAUCGGAAAAUCCGCGAUUUCCCUAUCCCCCCACAUCUCCAGCCCCGUUGUACCAUGCACGAACCUCUCACAAAAGCCACACUUCUUGAGCAAGUCCACAUGUCUUUUCUCCUCACAAACAAGGAAACCACGUUGUUAAAUAUCCAUCGACGAUACUUUACACAAGCUUUAGAGGACCAACCCAACGACCUCCUGAAGCAUAAGUACGGUCCUUCGGUCAUGGCGAUGUAUCGCUCUGCAUGGCGAGUGAUAGAAAAUCACUCGCAUGCAGUUAGGAAGAUUCCGCAAGCGAUAGAGCGUUUGAGUCUGUACUGGUCACAUGCUUUAUCCGCCGCCAUCGUCAUGUGUAUGAUCGUUAAUCGUGCGCCUCAAUCAAACAUAGCGCCUUCUUCAUUGCGCGAGCUUGAUGUCGUAUACGAAGUGUUCCAGAAGUCAGCGCCUUCCUCAAAGCCUGCUGCCUUGCUCCUCGACUCAAUAACAAAAGUGUGGAAAAAAGGUCACGACGCUGUUGAUCGCCCUCUUGAUAACGAUCAGUCCAGCUUAUCCCGCGCCGAGCUCGAUCGCCUUGGCGGCGGCAAAACUCAUCUAAUAUCCAAAACGAGUCUUCAAUCCAGCGCCUCGCCACCGUCUUUCCAUUCCACACCAUCAGAAGCCGAUUCAAGUGGCUCGUCCCAGUCAAGUGGACAAUUCACCUGGGACGGACAGGGCGUCGGGUUCGAUAUCCACCCGCGCAUCAUGCAGGACAUGCGCGUCUUUGACAAGUUCGAGCAGUCGCCGUUCACUGUUGGCGGCGCUUUCGACUCCUCAGAGUCUUUCUUCCAGGCGAUGAGCGAUGUGCAGUUUAGCGGGUCGAGUGUGUAUGGGGCGGAGAUCUAUAGUGGACAGCAGCAAGUGCUGAAUACGUUUCAUCCGGCGCAUCCAUAUGGCGCCGUGAAUGGACUACAGGAGGUGCCAGUGCUGGAUCCAGCAUGGCAGAGCUUUGUGGAGCAGCUUGGGUUUUGA